AUAUCUACAAAAAGCCAUAAAAUAUGAGAAAGAAGACUAAGACUCAAGUCAAUGAUGCGUCAACUCUUAUUUUUCACGAUACACAUGAAUAAGUAGAGUGAAGCUUAUGCUCGAGAGUCCAGAUAAAAUACAACCUGGUUAUUUACCUAUCUUCACCUUUCUCCAUAUCUUUUCUAAUUGAUGCAUUUUGCUUUCCUCUGUUUAGAAAUGAGUAGAUACAUUCACAGCUUGGGUUCAUCUCUUUGUUCCAUCAAUUAUAAUUACAUCUUUCAAAUCAUUGUUUCCCUGCUGGUUUUUGCUGUUCAUGUAGAAUCAUUAACCUUUAACAUCACUUAUUUCGACAUAAACGAUGCAAAAAACAUCAGCUACGGGAAUGAUUCAACAGUUGCAGAUGGAGUUUUACAGCUCACGAGGAAUAGAGUAGAUGCUGAACUCAAACAUAGUGUAGGACGAGCAUCCUACUCUCAGCCUGUGCGUCUUUGGGAUCGAAACACAAACGAAACAACCAAUUUUUCAACUCACUUCUCAUUUAACAUCACACAGCUGGAAAAUGAGUCUACAAUAGAUUAUUCAUAUGGUGAUGGUUUUGCCUUUUUCCUUACAGCCUUUAAUGAGUCUACAGUUUAUGCUCCGGAAUAUUCAGGUGGUGGAUCUCUUGGUUUGAUUUGCAAUAAUGAAAAUUGUAACGUCGCCAGUAAACACCCGUUUGUUGCUGUUGAGUUUGAUACUUUCAACAAUGAUAAGUUCGAUCCGGGUAUCUAUGAGACUUAUACUCAUUUGGGAGUAGAUGUCAAUUCCGUAAAUUCAAUGGUUUCUUCACCAUGGAGUGUACAGAAUGGGACUACGGCAAAUGUUUGGAUAACUUAUGAUUCUUCUACUAUGAAUCUGAGUGUCUAUCUAACUUAUGAUGAUCAUCCUGUCUUUACUGGGAAAUAUAACAUUUCUCAGAUGAUUAACUUGCGUACUAUCCUUCCAGAUGAAGUCAGAGUUGGGUUCUCUUCUGCUACAGGGGAUAGUCUUGAACUUCAUACUAUCCUUUCCUGGGAGUUCAACUCAACGUUAGAAGACACUGAGAUUAUUGUACCAACUCCUGCACAAAAUUAUACAACUCGACUGCCAACUAGGAAAAGCCAAAGCAAGCACAAAGCAGCUAUCGUUGAUGGCGUUUUAGCUAGUAUCAGUGUCUUAUUAGUGAUUGGAUUAGGCUUUAUAGUGUUUCUAAGGUGGCAGAGGAGAUCUAGGGAAAGAAGUAGUGAAAUGACUUAUGAUGUGGACGAUGAUUUUGAUAAGGAAACUGGGCCAAAAAGGUUCACUUACAAUGAACUUAGUCAUGCUACUAACAACUUUUCUGACGAACGAAAACUAGGAGAGGGAGGUUUUGGAGGUGUGUACAGAGGGUUUCUAACAGAUCUUGACAGAGAAAUUGCCGUCAAGAAGAUAUCGAGGGAAUCAAAACAAGGGAAAAAGGAGUAUAUGUCAGAAGUGAGGAUCAUUAGUCGUUUGAGACAUAAAAAUUUGGUCCAGCUUCUUGGUUGGUGCCAUGAACGAGGAGGCUUGCUUCUUGUUUAUGAAUGUAUGCCAAAUGGAAGUCUUGACUCACAUCUAUAUCGGGGCAAGACAAAGAGCGUCUUGCAAUGGACAAUAAGGUAUAAUAUUACCCAAGGCUUGGCUUCCGCUUUGCUCUAUCUUCAUGAAGAAUGGGAGCAAUGUGUGUUGCACAGAGAUAUCAAAUCAAGCAAUGUCAUGCUUGACAUUGAUUACAAUGCUAAGCUUGGGGACUUUGGGCUUGCAAGGCUUGUGGACCACAGUACAACUUCGCAGACAACUUUGUUAGCAGGUACCUUAGGGUAUUUAGCACCGGAGGUUUUUAAUACAGGAAAGGCUAGCAGAGAAGCUGAUGUCUACAGUUUUGGGGUUGUAGCUCUUGAAAUUGCAUGCGGAAGGCAGCCUAUUGAUGAUAAAGAAGAGCCUAAUAGGGUGAAAAUGGUAGAAUGGGUGUGGAACCUCUAUGGGAAAGGUGAUCUUCUUGAAGCAGUUGAUAUAGAACUUGAAGGAGAAUUCGACACACAGCAAAUCAAGUGCUUAUUGAUGGUUGGCUUGUGGUGUUGCCACCCGGACCAUGCUUCCCGUCCUACUAUAAGACAAGCUAUAAAUGUUCUUAAGUUGGAAUCUCCUUUGCCUAGUCUGCCUCUGAAGUUCCCGGUUCCUGUCUAUUGCUCAUCCCCAACGAAUGUAGAUAGUUCCUAUAUCAGUUCCUCCUCCUCUGGUAUUACAGGCAGCAGUAGUGGUACUACAAACUCUUCUUGUCAGCCAGUUGCAUCUGGCACUUCUCCUUUGUUGUCUGACAGCUUUAAUGUUUGAUUAAUCUCUUUUCAUUGUUCAGAAGAAAGAAAGUUUCUAUGUUGGUUAGUGUAGCCUGUAGGUGUAUGCACUUUCUUUUGUCAAACAGAUGAAGGAUUUCGUGCACUUAGCAGCAGCACGUAGCCAUAUACCGUGUCAACUUAAUUUGUCAUGUGAAGUUGUGAUCUAAAAAAUUUCAUCGCAUUGCAAUAAAAUUUUGUAUUUUUUUUUGA
Molecule: messenger RNA, 2573 nt
Organism: Beta vulgaris subsp. vulgaris (sugar beet)
Lineage: Eukaryota; Viridiplantae; Streptophyta; Magnoliopsida; Caryophyllales; Amaranthaceae
Product: L-type lectin-domain containing receptor kinase IX.1
Exons: 1
Coding region: 181-2361 (726 amino acids)
Biological process (GO): protein phosphorylation
Cellular component (GO): plasma membrane
Molecular function (GO): ATP binding; protein kinase activity; carbohydrate binding
Source: RefSeq, a predicted model, not a curated record